Messenger RNA from Mobula hypostoma (lesser devil ray), 5541 nucleotides. RefSeq names its product family with sequence similarity 219 member B (gene fam219b). The coding region runs from base 116 to 637 and encodes 173 amino acids. The record is from RefSeq and is a predicted model, not a curated record. Lineage: Eukaryota; Metazoa; Chordata; Chondrichthyes; Myliobatiformes; Myliobatidae. The transcript is spliced from 6 exons.
GAUAGCCUUGUAGGUCCGUGAACGUUGGUAUGAGCCAGGUCUAAUACAUUCUCUCCUCUGGUUGCGAAGUUAACAUGCUGGUUGAACACUUUGGCAGGACUGUUUUUAAAUUGGCAUGACUGAAGUCACCAGCAACAAUGAAGACUCCUUCAGGGGUCAUAACAAAAACUGGAAAAACGAGACGUCCUUCAAAAUGAACGAGAAGAAGCAGCUGCCGACCAGCACCAGAACCCCAUCGAUACACCUCAAACUGCAGAAGCACCGGGAAUUGGCCAAGAGGGCCCUUAAGAAGAAGGCAAUGGUUGGUGGUCCGGUGUUGCAUCAGCCAAAGUCGGGGACAAAGAGGUUAGUAAAAUUCAAUAAAGGAUAUUCUGCUUUGAAGCAGCAUCCAGAAGAAUCUUUAGUUUCCUUGGAGUCUGACAGUGAUGGCGAGUUUGAAUCCAAAUAUUAUUCGUCGUCGGGCUACUCAUCAGCAGAGCAGCAAGUAAAUCAGGACCUGAACCGUCAGCUCCUGAAAGACGGCUACCACCUAGAUGAAAUACCGGAUGAUGAAGAUCUUGACCUAAUUCCUCCGAAGCCUGUUACCUCAUCAACCUGUGCUUGUUGUCAGACAGAAAGUUCUUGUACUGUCCAGUAGUCAUGGCCCAACCACACCAUAUCAAAGGCAAAACUUGCUUUGGACAAUUGAAUUUUUGAAAGCAUUGUAUACCUGACUAUACGAAUGUAUAUAUAUUUUGAACUGGGAAACCAUAUUUGUAUAUACGAUUUGAAAAACCUAAUGUGUGGAUUGUAAUUGUUCAUCUUUUUACACCAAAUUUAGUCUGUUCCCCUUCAUUUUGUAUCAUCUGAAUCUUGCCUGUUUGAGUGUCCGGAUAUAAAGCUCACUAAAUUUUUCCAAGAUUAUCUAUUGAUUUUGCCAGUUACCUAGUCGAAAGGCAAUGAUUCAACAUUUACUGACAUUGCUAUGGCUAACUACUGAUUUUUUUUUCCCCCUGCCACCCUUUCCCCAAACUAAAGGACAGUGGAAAUAGACCAAAGUUUUGCAUAAAUGCAAUUAACAUGCUAGGUUUUAUUCACAAGACAGGUCUGUGCAUCACCUUAAGAAGUUAACCUCUGUUAUGCACCUGACAGCUUUUAACAGACCCAGUGAUUCUGUACAAACUAUUUGCACGUUAAUGGACUGCACUUUUUCAUCCUGUAUGUGAAAACUGAACUUGCUGGGUGACUUGGAAAGGAAGAAUUGUGAAGACUGAAAUUCUGUUAGUCAUCAGUUGAACCUGUCGGCAAGAAUUCCACAAAUAGUGUCUGUUUGGCAAGAAAUUAACUCCAAGGUUUUGAGCAUUUGCUAAGUUUGGGCAGUAAUAGGAAUGCUGAAUUGAACCUGAAUGGCAAGUAGCUUAAAUCUGUAUUUUCCUUUGUCUAUGGAAUAUUUAACAUUUGACACUCUUAAGCAUGUAAGUUGGAUGAGCCAGCACCAGGGGAAUGUUCAAUUUGUGUAGGAAGGCUUGCCAGAGUUCUGGUACGAAACCUAGCAUCCAAAAUGUGCAUAAGAUAGUUGCUUUGUUUUUGGAGACUUAGAAGCUGGGUUCUUUAUAAAUAACUGCACUGUGAAGAGCUUAUUCACAGGGCCUGGUUCAAUACGUUACUGAUUCUGUGUCCCUAAUGCAAUGUGGCUUUGAAAGAGGAUCCAUGCAAUUUGUGGGGGGUGGCCAGGAGGCAACUUGGCUUGUCACACCUGGUUGGGUGUCUUUGUGCAGAGCACAAAAUGGGGAAGGAAACUAAAGUGCAGAGGAUUUUAGCAGCAGGUACUGCUGAUGGAUCAUAUGAUGCUUUACUGUCCGGGUAUCACUGUCUUUUUCAGAAGUGUCAUCAUCAUGUUGAAUGGUUUUGGGCAUCAACAUAUUGCCAUUUUAAAAAAUACCCGAGCAAAGUAAAGGUGGAAAUCACUGUUCUGAUUGCACUUGUGUUCAGGUGAAUAGUCGAAUGUUUCUAAUAAAACCUUCCACUAAUUCUCAAGGCUACAGCCAAGGCUAUAACAAAUGCAGUGGACCAGAAUAAGAUAUUUACCUCAGUUUAUUCUAUUCUGUAACAAAUGGGUAUUUAAUGGAUUCAGAAGGAAGCCUCUUUAUAAUGUGUUUAGUACUUAAAUACCUUACUUAAUCCGUCACUCCUACUGGAGCAUAGGCUGCUAACAGCAGCUUGCCAGAGUCCCCUGUCUUGUAGGUGAAGAUCCUUCCUCUCUUGGGGAUGAGGUCUUAGGAGUUUUUGUUGCUGUUUCAGUAGCUUGAGGUUUUUAAUGGGAUGGGGUUGCAAACCCCAUACCCAACCCUCCUCCUUCCGCAACCAGGCUUCACUCCGUCCAUAGUGGAAUUAAAGAGCUAGAUGCAAUACUUGAAAUGGUUGAGAGUUCAGUUCGGCUUUUACAAUCCCACUGCAACCAAAAUGAACCUGUUUGAGCUAUCCUGAGCAUCUGAAUAGUGGAUGCUUGUUAUGAAGGCAGUGAUAGUCUAAUGCACUGAUUCUCAUCACUGGGAGUUGUUAUUCAAUGUUUACAUGAAGUUCUGUGAGUUUGAGUUGAAAUUGGGCAGUUUAUUUUUAACCCGGCUCUAACAGUCUGUACAGUGAUCUCCAUCUAUGCAACACCUGACUUGAUACUAUCUCUUGAUUGUUAGUCCUUUAUCCAGAUCAUUCACUUUAAACAAUGCCGUUUUGAUUAAAAUGUCAGUUAAAACGCUGAAUGAUAAUUCAGACUAUUUCAUGUUAUCAGGGAUUAGGGCAACGUCUGAAGUAUUGUUCAGUCCCUUAUUCUGAGUACCAGGUGGUCCACUCUGCACAGAAACACUAAAACAUUUAUUAUCACUCUAGUGGUUUGCAUUUUAAGUGCUUGUUUGAUGUGACAUUUUACUGUAUAUAUAUAUAUAUAUAUAUAUAAUGUUUGCUUUUCCAGUUGGGUUGCUUAAUUUGUUUAAUAUAUGCAAUGAUGUGAAGUUUAGACUUUUUGUUCUAAUAUGCUGUCAGUUCAGCUUGGCUGAAACACUAAUUUCCCUUAUGGUUUUCAUUUCAGUCACCAAAAUUCUGUCUUAAUCAGCAAUGCAGACUUGACGUUCCUGUGUCAUGGCUUCCAGUCGCAUUGUUCUUUUACUCUUUUUAAGUAGCAAAUAGUUGACUGAAAGCUUUGUUUAAACUGGUGGGGGGGGUGGGGGGAGGUAAAAAGGAUUCUGCAUCGCAUAGUCUCUGGGAUCUUACCAUGGAUAUUAGCGUAUGAAAGAUGAAAACACCUAUGUGCAAUCAUAUAUGACCCAUUUUAAUAAGCUUUUAAAAGGAGUGGGUUAAUAUCUUCAUAAAACAGCCCACCAAAGAAUUGCUUAGCUCUCAUAUUUACACAGUUCAUGUGCUUCUGUCUAUAAUAGGAGGACAACAUACAGAGGGGAGUGUUAUCUGUUCUGAGCAGUAAAUUGAAGACAUGCUUGGAGAAUCAUUUACUUGUGUAGAAAGUUUUUAUCUUGAAAUUUCAGGAUUGGAGAAGUUUCUUAAAGACGUGUCUAUGAUCUUGUACACUGAGGUUGAAUCUCUUGGAAUGUGAGUAUGAAUUGAAGGUUAAAUGCAUGAUUAGAUUAAAUUAGAUAAUUGAUUCAUUUUAGUUUCUGGGCACUUGUAUCCAUCAGUUGCCAUGAUUAGAAGAUGGGCUGCAGCAUUCAGAAAGGUGAUCAGUGCUGCCAUCUAGAGGUGCAGCUGAAUGAAAAUCUCCCAGCUUCUCUCUGCUGUGAAGUCCAGGUGGGAUCCCAUAGAACAUUAGGUAGAGUAAAAUGCACUCAAUAUAACUAAAAUUAUAAAUAGAUUUGAGUUCACUUUUGUUUGACUCUUCUACCAUCCAGAUUUAUUUUGCCAAUGUGAGUCCUGAAGAUUCCUUUAUGUUUUGGAUUUCCCCUUCUGUUUUAGUCAAAGCACUGUAUUGGAUCUGAUUAACAGUGAAUCAGAUUGGAAGUAUUUUUCUUAACUUGGUGUUUGUGCAUAAAGUACGAGGCAGUGUGUGGCAUCUUGGACAUAACAAAUCAUGACGCUGGCUCAUCAGCUUGUGUCUAGGAUUCUCAUUGACUGCAUCUCGAAUUCCACGAUCACCCAUCAUGAUCUCAAUCAUUGGAAAAUUGACAGGAAUCCCUCAUAGAGGCUGGAAAUGCUGUCUUGCCCUUGUUAUCAUUCCUACACUAGCUAUUGUGUACAUUGGCAAAGGUUACUGAUGGGGUUAAUUAAAGACAAUGAUCAAAAGGCAGGUUUUCUGUUCAUCAAUGUUUAGUUGUAGGAAACUGUCUCGUUAUUUAUUAUGGUGAAUACUACAAGGUGCAUUGAGUAAUUGACAGCACUGUGGAGAAUUGUGCAAAUUGUGAGCAGACCAAAGAGCUAAACAGUAAAGGAAAAUAAACAAUCAAACCCCAUUUACAACUGGCGUUAGUGUGGUUGUAAAUUAGCUCAUCUGUUGAAACUUGUCUGUAUGCAGUAGAACUACAACCCUGGUCACACAUUGAAUGCCGCAAUCUCCAGACUUCACACACCGUCCUAUUAAAAACGUGCUAUGAUUUGGCAGAUGUGCUUUAAAAGCUUUGAGCAGUUGCUUUUCGCUGAGGUUGUUUGUGAGCUGUUUUGGUGCAGAGCUGCCCUUCAUACGCAAUUGUCUUCAACACUUGGUUUCAGCUGAACUAGUGUAUCAUUUUGGAGAAUGGAAAGGCAAGCUAUGUAGUAUUCUGGUAAGCCGACAGCCUGUUAACAUCCUUGUAUGCGCUGUUUGGCGCAUCAAAAAGAGGUUAUGGUAUUGUAACUGGAUUUAACUUUGAGAGUGGGGAGGAGAGGGGUGACGAGAUUGGAUCUGAUAUCAUUUUGCUGCUGGAUAAAUGUGUUUAGCCUAGGCAGAGAGUACCUCUAAUUAGACCAGUUUUGCCUGUGAUCGGUCUGUUAGUAUCAAUGCUGUACAAACAUCUGUGUGGUGGACCUUCAAGAGAGUUGUGGAUCAAGUUCAUUCUAAAGUACCUGAGCACAUCUUGGGUUAUGGGACUUGAACCCAAGUAGAAGUAAUUAAUAGGAAAAGUAGCAAGGUCAUAGUUUGUAAUGCUGUUACUUAUAAAGCCUGUAAUUACUGCGAUUCAGUUUUAAAGCAAAAUGGCAUUCUCAUGUUCUUGCUCUUUGAAUUGUAGGUCAGGGUCGAUGAAAUGUAAAGGGAUGUUAAACAAGAUUUUUGGAUACCUAGAAGUCUAAAUUCCCUAGACUACUCUAAACCAUGGAAUUUCUGUGAACAUUGAUGUGGGUGUAUUUAGGAAUUGAAUGUUAUACUUUUAUGUUGUGCUGUUUGGAAACUCUGGAUUGCAAAAAAUGCACUGGGCUAACUGAGUUCUGAAACAUUUGAAGUUUUGCCAUGUAGGCAAAUGCUUGCAGAGCAUAAAAAACUAAAUAUUUUGUCUGUGCAAUACAUAGACUUAACUACAUUUUAUUAAAUUGCAUUUAUUUUUUGUAUGUUAUUGGUAUGGCAGAUUAAAAUAAAGAAUGCUUUAA